Paraglomus occultum is the source of this 1781-nucleotide messenger RNA. NCBI's taxonomy places the organism in Eukaryota, Fungi, Glomeromycota, Glomeromycetes, Paraglomerales, Paraglomeraceae. The record is from the annotation of a GenBank genome assembly.
AUGUUCAAGUCGUUUACUCGUCAUUUAAAGCAUACCAUCACCGAUAGUAUGGCUACCAGUUCGAGCUCGCUGAAACGAAAAGGAAUCCUUGAAAGCGAAGAAGUAUCAAAGAAACCCCGUUCAAGAAUUGAUACAUCCGACAGGGAAGAUAGCGAAAGUAGCAAAAGUGACGCAGUUAGUGAUGCUACCAAUGAUGUGUCUAUCAGCAACGAAGAUGACGAAUAUGACGAAGACAACCAUAACACUGAUUAUUUCGAAGAUGAACCUCUUCCACAUCUGGACACUGACGAGGACCCAUUCAAUUUACUCGAUAUUACUGACACCACACAGCACACACUCCAACACGUCAAUCGCAUUUUUCUACUCGACAAAUCCUUGGUGCCAGAUGGUGAACCAACAGGAGUUGUCUACGAGGAAAUGACGCGUGCUAACUAUCCAAAUGUGGAUGCAUCCAUCCUGAAUAAUGAACAUAUACCAUUCCUUAUCAGAAACUGUGCUCUCGAUUUCAUCAAGUUUUUUGCGGAUUUAAAGAAUGCAUUUGAUAAGAAAGGGCGGUUUGGCAAUGUUGGUAAAGUUAUCAGGGGCCCUGCUGGCGCCGGCAAGUCAUAUGUUCUUUAUCAUGUUGUUCACUUUUGCCGGGCUUCAGGAUGGCUUGUUCUAUACAUUCCACGAGCGGGAGAAGUCAGUGGACUGCAUGAGGCAAUGGCAGCCAGGAAUAUUCUGAACAAUUUCAUGAAGGCCGAAGGCGAUAAACUGAAAACAAUCAAAAUUGACAAGACUUAUGAUUUGCCCAUAUCCUCCUAUUUUGACAUCCAAGACCAAUCUCAGCAAGGGCUGUCGCUGUAUGAUUGUAUCAGGAAUGGCUUCAACAACCCACUUGCUACUCUGGAAAAGGUCUUUGAUGUUGUUCUUAAUGCAGAGCUUAAAUAUCCGGUUCUUGUUGCCAUCGAUGAAUGGAAUGCCCGGUGCUCCCCCCAAAACGUGGGCAAUAGGGUGUUGAAUCUUUUUGCCAAAAACAAGCUGCGUUCGGGCUUUUGGCUUUAUGCCAUUUCCUCAUCUUUCGAUCCAUAUGAAGAAUUCCGGAAUGCCGAUGCACAAACGAUUAUGGUUGACAUUCCAUCCUAUGACAUGGAUGAAUUCAGCUCCAUCUUGAGAUGCCAGCAUAAAUUUAAACGACUCCCCGAAGAUGCCGACGCCGAUCAGAUUCGAUAUCAUUCCGGGCUUGUCCCGUGGAUGAUUUUUUUUUGGUGUGAGGCCUGGCAUACACGUCUGGGCAUUUCUCUCCGUGAAAUCCGAGACGACACCGGCGGGCCGCAAAAGCGCAUUGAAGUCCACUUUAGGAGCAGGACCCUCUUGGGAGAACCACAAGACAAAUUAUGGAAGAUUACCCUCAUCCAAGCGAUCGAACAGACUUUGACACUGAAUGCGAUACCCACCUUGGAACCGGGUACCCUAGUAAUUUUGAAAAAGGGACACUCGGUCGCAGACCUACUGGCAUAUUCGACGGACUGCGAACUAUACUUUAUUCAAAUUUCCUUGUCGCCGUACAAUGAUCACAGAUCCAAGGUCACGGAUCUCAAAAAACCGCUCAUCAGGAAAAAGAAAGGUACCAAUACGAGGAGCCCCUCGAUUAUCAAAUACUAUAUGUCGCUUUGUCGGACUAAAGGCGGAACUCGGCGGUUUCCGGAAAUCGCAUCUCUGGAUCUUCGACUUAAUGAGACUUUGCCUAAGGGUGUCCACUACGUUUAUAUUACGACAAGUGACACUAUGAUGACGACAAG